AAGGCGCGCGCACGCGAGGGCCCGCGGGACGAGGUGAUGUCCACGGGCUCGGUGAGUGACCCCGAAGAGAUGGAGCUGCGGGGGCUGCCGCGGGUGUACCCGAUCUCCACGUCCAAGAGGCCGCCUCUGAGCCGCCCCGAGCGCGGUUACGCAUCUCCCAGUGACAAUUCCUCGGCGGAGGAGGAGGACCCUGACGGCGAAGAGGAGCGGUGCGCCCUGGGCGCGCCGGGCCACGCGGGAGGCUGCCAGAGGAAGCGGCCACGUGUGGCUGGGGGCAGCGGCGGCAGCACGGGUGGCAGUGCCGGCGGCCACGGUAAAAAGUGUCUCCCGCCCAAGGGCUCAGCCGCGGAGUGCAAGCAGUCGCAACGGAAUGCGGCCAACGCCCGCGAGCGCGCCCGGAUGCGAGUGCUGAGCAAAGCUUUCUCCAGGCUCAAGACCAGCCUGCCCUGGGUGCCCCCCGACACCAAGCUCUCCAAACUGGACACGCUCAGGCUGGCUUCCAGCUACAUCGCGCACCUGCGGCAGCUGCUGCAGGAGGAUCGCUACGAAAACGGCUACGUGCACCCGGUGAACCUGACGUGGCCAUUUGUGGUCUCUGGACGACCCGAUUCUGACACCAAAGAAGUUUCUGCAGCCAACCGAUUAUGUGGAACCACGGCUUAGAUGGGACUCGAACUCACGUGGUGGGAUUUGUAAAAUGCGAAUGUCUGAGGCCAAAGAGAGAAGGGAGAGCCCGCGAGAGCGCCAGAGGAUGAGCACCUGUUCCUGAGGUUCUCUGGUAACCUCUCCCUGGCGGCUUCCCCGGGAACUGUGAAAGCCCGCGGUGCCUGGGGCGGCAGUCCCCUUCCCGCACCAUCGCUAGGGCUGCGGAGUCUGACAG
Messenger RNA from Dipodomys ordii (Ord's kangaroo rat), 880 nucleotides. It is a transcript of the gene Msc, whose product is annotated as musculin. NCBI's taxonomy places the organism in Eukaryota, Metazoa, Chordata, Mammalia, Rodentia, Heteromyidae. The record is from RefSeq and is a predicted model, not a curated record. Gene Ontology annotation, biological process: regulation of transcription by RNA polymerase II; skeletal muscle tissue development. The transcript has 2 exons. Gene Ontology annotation, molecular function: DNA-binding transcription factor activity, RNA polymerase II-specific; RNA polymerase II transcription regulatory region sequence-specific DNA binding; protein dimerization activity. Bases 37 to 663 code for a protein of 208 amino acids.